Molecule: messenger RNA, 696 nt
Organism: Entrophospora sp. SA101
Lineage: Eukaryota; Fungi; Glomeromycota; Glomeromycetes; Entrophosporales; Entrophosporaceae
Source: the annotation of a GenBank genome assembly
AUGAUUAUUAAAGAAUAUAGGAUUGCACAAUUGUACGCAGUUGCUGAAGCUUCAAAAGCUGAAACUGGUGGAGGUGAAGGAGUGAAAGUGGUUAAGAAUGAACCCUAUGAAAAUGAAAACGGAAAAGGACAAUACACAUAUAAAAUUUAUCAACUUUCUAGCAAAGUUCCAUCCAUUAUUCGAGUUUUGGCACCUAGUGGAGCUCUUGAAUUAUAUGAAGAGGCAUGGAACGCAUAUCCUCAUUGUAAAACAGAAACUAUGCACGUGAAUGAUAGUCGCGGUGAAAUAGAUAAUGUAUUAAAUCUUCCACAAGAUUUACUUGAACAACGUAAAGUUAUAAUAAUUGACGUGGCAAAUGAUACAAUUGAUCAAAAGGAUUAUAAGGAAGAUGAAGAUCCUACUUUGUAUCAUUCUAGAAAAACUGGCAGAGGACCAUUGAAAGUUACACCUGUUAUGACUUGUUAUAAGCUUGUAACUGUUGAAUUCAAAUGGCGUGGGAUUCAAAGCAAGAUUGAAGCAUUUAUUCAUAGUACGAUGCAAUCGUUGUUUACAAGAUUUCAUAGACAAUUAUUUUGUUGGACUGAUAAAUGGUUUGGUCUAUCAUUGGAUGAUAUAAGAAAAUUAGAAGAUAAAACGAAACAAGAACUAGAUGAGUCAAUCAAAGCCCCAAUAACGAACCAAAGCCAAUCUGAUUAA